Molecule: messenger RNA, 7783 nt
Organism: Hipposideros armiger (great roundleaf bat)
Lineage: Eukaryota; Metazoa; Chordata; Mammalia; Chiroptera; Hipposideridae
Gene: FOXRED2
Product: FAD dependent oxidoreductase domain containing 2
Exons: 9
Coding region: 3408-5477 (689 amino acids)
Biological process (GO): ERAD pathway
Cellular component (GO): endoplasmic reticulum lumen
Molecular function (GO): flavin adenine dinucleotide binding; monooxygenase activity
Source: RefSeq, a predicted model, not a curated record
UCUGAAGGUCAUAAUCUGGGUUCCAUCAUUUGUUCUUGAGCAUUAUGAGUCUUACAUUCCUGUUGGAGGGUAAAUGCCCUAGAUUUUUCUGUUCUUAGAAGCCCGUAAAAUUAUCCUUUCCUGAAGAGUGUGAUCCAUGGAGGCCCCUUAUGGAGUUCCCCAUAAGAUGUCCAUUUCCACAACAUGAGUGCCAGCUGGCUGUGUGCCAUAACCACCUACUGCCCCUAGAGACACAAAUCUCUAGGACAGGAUGAAGCAGGGCCCCGUCUUUGGAAGUUGAGGUGGGGUGGGUUGCAGCUCAUGGAGGAGACUGCCUUAGAAGAUUUUGACAUGUUCCACUGAGUAGUGAUCAUAACGGUCUGUAACUUGUUUUCAAGCUUGGCGUGGGCUGGUGACAGUCCCAGGCUGGCACCCUCAAAGUGACAUCAUAAAUCAGCUACAGAUGUUUAGGAUACGUAAAGUUGUUUUUAUAAGGGGAUAGCGUUCUGUUCUUGACACUAUGAAGUAAUUACUCUGCCAGGUACACUAAGCUUUCUAGAAAUAUCUGAGCCUGACACAGAACUUAUGCUGGUGGAAGUAAUAUUGUACAGAUAAGGAAACAGGCUCCGCUUUAGAGUCACAUUCCUAAAGUUACUAUUUUAAUCAAAAUAAUUGACCCUCAAAAACCAAGUAAAACUUUAUUGAACUUUGUUGGAGUUACUAGGAAGAUGGAGCAUAAACAUGCUUCUUAGGGCAUUUGCAAUUUAAGUGAAUGAGUGUUAAAAAGUAUGCAUUAAAGUGGCAUGACAAGUGCCAAGAGGUUUCAAAAUGAGGCUGCUGCUCACCAAGCUGCCUCUUGAAGACUCAUGAUGCAAUCCAGUGGGAUUUGCUGCAACCGAUGGGCAGGUAGAAGUUGAUUUCAUGCUCACUCUCAAAACAUUGCACAUCAGCAUCCACAUGUUUCUUUGAUCUGUCCCCUUUCAUCUGCCCUGCUUGGGACCACCAAGUUAACUGCUGAAAACAAUCCUGAUUCAAACCCUUCGGUAACAUCCUGCUACCUACAAUCCCGGCUCAGCCUAGUCUUAAGGCCCUGCCACACCUAACAGUCCUAAUUCCCUGUUAUUCACCAAAUAAGACCAGCAACUAUUUUAAGUACUUAAAUAAUUUGCCAGCCCCCAUUCUCAAAUAUUCAACCACUAAGUAGACCUCCCUACUUUACUUUUGGUUAGAAUUUUUCCUGGCCUGUCUGGUUUCAAUGUUCAACAAAUGUUCGGUGAGGGCCUCCUGUAUGCCCUCAAGAUACUGGAAAAAAACACGAGGUCACCAUAGUGAAAAAGAUCAUUUCUGCUCUAGUGGAGCUUUUCUCUGAUGCUGAUACAGGCUAUGAAAAUUAUAGGUAAGUGGCAUUCCUUAGUGGGUACUUAGAGGUCACAGCUACUAUUUUUAAUGAAAAGCUCCAGCCACACAAAGCUGGAAGACCAGAGUUCUUUCCAGACUAGGCAUGGCUGCCUUCCCAUGAGAACUCUGUCCCAUCUCACUGGACUACUUAAUGCCCCUUGAAGGUUCCUGUCCUUCCCUCACAAAUGUACUGUGUUCUGCCCAUGUAAAUCUUGAGAAAAAUUAUGACAUUUUAACAUACCCAUUUGGGGCCUGUGGGAGGAGCUAGGGUUUAUGGGAGGAGUUCCUGCCCUGGUAACUUGGGAACGCUACAGGAGAGCUCUAAGGUGGUAACUGCCCCUCCCUGUAACUUCUUCCCUUCUAUAAAUUGUUCCUCCAUUUUUGUCUCUGUGCACAAAGCUCGCCAUAUUUGCAUACACGGAAUCAUAAUCUUUUUUUCCCUAAAUAUUUUUGAUGACAUAAUACCUAACUUGAUUGUUGACAAUCACAUUCCACCUCAGGAAAACCAGCUACGAUCAUCUAGUUCACUUGAAUGGCAGGUCAGGAUCCUUCUGCCAUUCUCCACAUUCCCUCUGCUUCAGCCACGUGGUUACUGUGCAUUAGCAGUGGGUUUAUGUUUAAGGACCUUUCCUGGCCUAUCAUAGGCCACUUUGUUUACAUUACCAAGCUCAUAAAACAUGAUUCAUGAAUGAAUAAGAAACGUUUUAGAAAGAGUUCAUAAUUUGAAGUAAAAGGGGGGGGCAUAAUUCCAGGCUCCACUUAUUAACUUUGUGAUCUUAAAUCACCCCUAAACCUCCAUUUGGCCAAUAACUACAGGAAGCUGGAAACAGAAUCGGGGCCUACAUCACCGGUUGGUGGAAGAUCAAGUUAGUCAUGCAAGUUUCUUAGUAAACAAUAAAAUCAUUGUAGUGUCCAGAUGAGAACUUCAAACCUCUAAAUUUUUAUAAAAUUUUGAGCCAAACCAAGGAUAUGCCUUGAAGCAAGAUCUCAACAGAUUGAGAAAAAUGCUCAGAAUGACAGUUUGCAGUUUCUUUUACGCAUUUGAAUUGAGGGAAUGGAAGAAAGAUUACAGGUGAGUGGGAGAAAGCAAGGCAGGAUUGGGUUACAGGAUAAUUAAGGUUCUGUGCUCUCAGUGGUUUCGCUUAAGGGGGUCUGAAACCAGAUAUAUCAAAGGUGUGUGAAGCACAGAAUGGACAGUGCUUGCUUUGAGGCAAAGGUAAACCUUUUACUAAAGAAGUUAUGUGCCUGGGGCAUGACUACUGACCAGGACCGGCUCAGUAAUUUAUGAGCAGAGCACUGUGAGGUGACUCUAUAGAACUCCUUUUUUGUCCAUAGUAGCAAAUACUUGUUAAUUGAUUUUUGUGUCCUAGCUUCACCAGCCUGGUUUCCAGGCGCCCAAACCUAGGUAGCCAACUAGUCUUUGGCUACAUUAAUGGUGCAGUGUAAAAGCUGGGAUUACCUCCAAAACAUCAUCUCCCGUGUCUCACUACAAGGGAAAAAGCACAGCUUGAAAACAAAAGCCCCAGGCCGGUGCUGGAUCACUUCUCUAGCCCAGCACCUCACGCCAGCCGGAGGAUCUGCACGUGAAGGUCUCCUCUGCGGCCGAGAGACCAAGGCCGCCGGACCGCCCCGGCGUGCUGCGCAACGCGCACGUGACCCCGCCCCCUGCCAUUGGCCGGGCGGGCGGGAGAGCGGGGAGGCCUACCGGCGCGAUCCAGCUGGGGCGGUCCGGUCCUGACUGUGUGCUGCCUGCGGAGCGGCUGCGAGUAAGAAGAGGGCUGGUGCCCCUGAGAACCGCAGCCCUGAAGGAAAUUGGGAUUGGGGAUUCCUGGGGGGAGCUCCAUCCUUCCUUGAGCCAGUGGAGUCGCAGCAAAUGAGCUCCGAGGUUUUUAGAUACUGGUCCUGGCUCCACCCCAAAUCUCAGAGCUCUGGCAAGCCUCUGCCUCUUUCCAGGCCUCUGCUCCUCACGCAUUCCCCCUGGCCUCAGGCCAUCAGUGGUCCGAGGCCUCACUCUUCUGGUCUGCCACAGGAUGGGACUCUCCGUCACAGCCCAGCUGUGGGGCUCCCCGGGGCCGCUCCUAACCAUUGCCCUGUACCUGGCUCUCACCCUGCACCUCUCUAAAGCCGUGGCACCCCCACACCGGGACUACUGCGUCCUGGGUGCCGGGCCCGCAGGCCUGCAAAUGGCCUACUUCCUGCAGAGGGCAGGAAGGGACUACACGGUAUUCGAACGAGCCGCGUGUCCAGGCAGCUUCUUCACACGCUACCCCCGGCACCGCAAGCUCAUAAGCAUCAACAAGCGGUAUACCGGCAGGGCCAACUCCGAGUUCAACCUCCGCCACGACUGGAACUCUCUGCUCAGCCACGACCCUCGGCUGCUCUUCAGACACUACUCCCACGCCUACUUCCCGGAUGCCGGCGACAUGGUACGCUACCUAGGCGACUUCGCAGACAGGCUGGGGCUCCACGUGCUGUACAACACAACCAUCACCCACGUCACUCUGGACAAGGAUCGGCAGGCCUGGAAUGGCCAUUACUUCAUCCUGACCGACCAGAAGGGCCAGGCAUACCAGUGCAGCGUCCUUCUUGUCGCCACUGGUCUGUCAGUCCCCAACCUGGUUGACUUCCCUGGCUCCGAAUACGUGGAGGGUUAUGAGUCUGUGUCCGUGGACCCCAAGGACUUUGUGGGUCAGAAUGUGCUGAUCCUGGGCCGUGGGAACUCGGCCUUUGAGACGGCAGAGAACAUCUUAGGUGUCACCAACUUUAUCCACAUGCUGAGCCGCUCCCGGGUCCGGCUCUCCUGGGCCACCCACUACGUAGGAGACCUCAGGGCUAUCAACAAUGGCCUGCUGGACACCUACCAGCUGAAGUCCCUGGACGGGUUGCUCGAGUCCGACCUGACAGAUCUGGCUGUCGUGAAGGACCGCGAGGGCAAGUUCCACAUCACCCUAAAGUUCUACUUGGAAGAAGGCAACCAGAGUGCCGACGCCAUCACCCUCCCCCAGGACGACAGUGACAACUUUGCCAUGCGCGUGGCCUACGACCAGGUCAUCCGCUGCCUGGGCUGGAAUUUUGACUUCUCCAUUUUCAACAAGUCCCUCAGACUCUCUUCAGGGGGUGAGUUCAGCAAGAAGUACCCGCUGGUCAGAGCGAGCUAUGAAUCCAAGGGAAGCCGGGGUCUCUUUGUACUGGGUACCGCCAGCCACUCUGUGGAUUACCGGAAGUCUGCCGGGGGCUUCAUCCAUGGAUUCCGAUACACAGUGCGUGCUGUUCACCGGCUGCUGGAACACCGCCACCAUGGCGUCGCCUGGCCCUCCACCGAGCACCCCAUCACACAGCUGACCAGCUCCAUCCUCCGGCGUGUGAACGAGGCUUCCGGGCUCUACCAGAUGUUCAGUGUGUUGGCUGACGUCGUCCUGUUGAAGGAGAAUGCCACAGCAUUCGAGUACCUGGAGGAGUUCCCCAUGCAGGUGCUGGCCCAGCUGGAGACGAUCACAGGAAGGCAGGCCAGGCAUGGGCUGUUCGUCAUCAACAUGGAGUAUGGCAGAAAUUUCUCCGGACCCGACAAGGACGUCUUCUUCUAUGACCGGUCUGUAGGGCACACGGAAGACGCCUGGCAGUCUAACUUCCUCCACCCUGUCAUCUACUACUACAGGCACCUGCCCACCGAGCAGGAUGUGAGGUUCCGCCCUGCAGACUGGCCCCUGCCUCGACCCACGGCCAUCCACCACAUCGUGGAAGAUUUCUUGACAGACUGGACCGCCCCAGUGGGCCACAUUCUACCUCUGAGGCGCUUCCUGGAGAACUGUUUGGACACCGAUUUGCGAAGCUUCUAUGCAGAGUCCUGUUUCCUGUUCGCCCUAACGCGCCAGAAGCUGCCGCCCUUUUGCCAGCAGGGGUACCUGAGAACACAGGGGCUGGUGGGAACCAAGAGCCUGCGGCAGCACAGAGUGGAGAGUGGGGCUCUGCAGGACCAUGCCGCUGCAGGCAGGCGCAGGGAGGACAGCGGCCGGUGGCCUGGCUCCCAUAGGCCCGUAGGUCACCCCCAGACUCCAGGGCCUCUGGUCCAGCCCCUCAACAGCAACAAGGAGGAGCUGUGAUGGCCAGGCCUCUCCCACCCAGGCCCAUGUCAGCCCUCCUCUUCUCCAAGCCCCAGGCUCCCACUGCCGAAGACCACUCAGGUCUUUGCAGUGACCACACCAAAGCCACACACAGGUCACGUAAGGGCUGAAGGGCUGCCAUGCUGUGGUCUCCCCUCCUGUUCGAUCCACAGGUGCCCGGGAGGCAGGGUCCAGAGAAGGGCAACCUCUGCCAGGUGGGAGCCGCCUUCCACGGCCAGGCAUAUCUGCAAAUGAACUGUCGCUGAGCACCAGGCUGGCCUCAGUUCAGUCUCCAUCAAAUGACCAGCGGUUCCUUUUCCUUCUGGUCUACUCAUGGGCCCAAAUCGUGCCGAUCCUCACCUUCAUAAGGGUUUGUUGCAGGCUCUUUAAAACAAAAGCUCUAAUAUCCUCAAUCGUAUAGGGCAGGUAGGACUAUUACCCCAAUGAAAAAGACACUAGCACAGAGAGGUGAGGUGACUCCCAGGGUCCCAGCCAGGAGUCCCUGCCUGGGUAGCUCUAAAGCCUAUUCCACCGAGGCACUGCCUCGCCCUGCCCCCUUCUCUCUUUUCAGAAAGGGGGUUGGGGGGCUGGGUUGAUCCGUAUAGGCCCAGGGGCUGUCAUCUGGCAGAGACAGCCAUCUUAUCUAAGCAGCUUUCUCCCUGAGCAGCAGAGCUCUGAACUCCUUUGUCCCCAAGACUGCACUCCCUGACUUAUCUUCAAUCCCUGUGCUCUCUCUCUCAUCCUGCCCUCUGGCGUCCUGAACAACAAACAAUCAAGUUUUGUAGAGCUGUCACCAUGCUGUCUUUCAGCGGGGACUUUCUGAGGUGAGUCACCCUGCUGUUUGAACUGAGCCCUGCUCAGCUUGUGCAGAGACAUUUUAUAAAUGCGUUUGUACCGAUAACGCUGGUGAAUUCAGUUUCCGGACCCCUUAGCUGUUCCGGCUUUGUUGUCCGUCCUUCCUCAUCAGGAAUGUGCUCCCUGCUUUUCUCUCCCGCCGUCCUGUUUAUGAGUGAGCCAUGGGAAAGCAUUUGUACAUAAGAUAAUCAUGGUGGUUGUUCAAGGCCCGGAUCAUGGGUGAUUGCCUCCUCACUGGUUCUUACUAGCCCUUCAUGUAGCCACUCAGAAUUCAAGGGCCUCCGGCUUUCUGGCUCCACAGCCCUUUUCUGGGAACAUUCUCUUGGCAGGUCCAAAUUCCCUUCCACACCUGGCCAGGCUGCCUCUCCCUCUAGUCAUCUGUGGAGUUAGAACAAUGAAACUCCAGCCGCCUUAGCCUGUGGGCAGGAGCUGUUUACCCCAUGACAAUACUUGGCAUAGUUUGCAUUGCAGCCGAGACUUCUAAAUUAAUCUCUCCCUAGUCCAAGGGUGUGUGUUCAUCUUUCUCAUACAGAUUAUAGACAGGUAAACCAAAAUUGGGUCCUUCAGCCCAUCCUUCCAUUUCCAAAACCUUUUAAUUAGGACUGUAUCCAUGCUAUCAAAUCCUGUUACACACAUCUCGCCUCUCCAAUCACUGAAGGUUGGUUGAGCCCCUUGUUCCAAUAGAAGCUCAAGGUGCUGUAACAAAUGGUUCACUGAUGCCUGAAUAUGACGUCUGCUGCUUUUCCCCUCACCUGCCAAAUCGUCAAUUCCAUCACAAUAUCAGCCAGCCUUAUUUGUGUUUAAUAGGUCAUGCUUCCAUUCUUGCUCAGAGGAUUAGAGAUGUCUGAGCAGUGUCCCUGGUAUUCUUGUAAUAGUUGGCUUCAAACAAAUACUUUUUUCCUAUAACGACCAUUCCUGCAUUUGCUGGAAGUCCUGUCUAGAUCUUCCAUCUGAGCAGAUCUCAUUGUUUGCAGCUAGACCAAGUUCCUCUUCUAACCAAGGCCUGCCUUCAUUCAUUCCUUCAUUUUUUAAUAUUACAAAGUUGCUGGUGCAAAAUAGACAAACUGGUGAAAGAUGAGGCCAGAAAUAGACCCUAGUUGGGGGUGAUUUUGAAAAGAAAUCACAAACCAGUGGAAAAGAUUGUGCAGGACCAUGCAAUAAAAUAUAGAAAAGAAAAUAAAUCUCAGUUUAGACUAUUUCAUACUAUAUUUCAAAACUAAUUCCAGAUGAAUUUUUAAAAGCCAUAUAGAAACUGGAGAAGAAUGGGGGAUACUAUAAUAAACGAAAGGCCUUUCUAAGCUUAGAAGCAACAGAGUAAUUCCCCAGAGGAAAAGGUGUAACAUUUCCAGAUACACCCACCUAGCCUGCACCUAAUUAAUAUGACCAUUUUAAAGAAAAUGGUAAAAAUUAAAAGGCAAUACACUUGAUUAUACAAAUAAUAAACAUAUAAA